Messenger RNA from Cladocopium goreaui, 1065 nucleotides. The record is from the annotation of a GenBank genome assembly. NCBI's taxonomy places the organism in Eukaryota, Dinophyceae, Suessiales, Symbiodiniaceae.
AUGGCGUGGAUUGACGAUUUGGUGUAUCGCCUUUGGCUUCUACGUACCAUCAUGGAUUCAAAAGCUUUGGACGCCAACGAGUUCGUGCUGUGCGUCUUGCUCAUCUUCUGGAGUGACUUUGACCUCACGCAGGACAUCGACUACAUCGAGUAUUUUGCUGGAACGGGCAACCUCAGCAAAUGCAUGAAGGCAGCUAAAUACAAGACUACUCGGCUUGACCUCAAGUACCAUGACGUCCCAAAGAACUCAAAGAGGUCAAACUAUAUGGACCUUAACAGUGGUUCUGGCUUUGCGUUGGCCAUGCUCCUCAUGAUGAAGGGGAAGCUGGGCUCCUUCGCAUGCCACUUUGGCAUCAAGUGCAGCAGCUUUUGCAAAGUCAACAUUGGCACGUCAAUGCGGAGUGCGUGCUCAGCCAUAGGAUGUACACUACAUAAGUCCGUCAGGGUGUCCAACAAACUUUUGGAAAGGACAUGCUGCUUGAUCCUACUUUGCACCGCGUUGGGAGGAUGUUGGUCGUUGGAGCAACCAUCUGGUUCACUGUUGGAGUACUAUCCCACUUGGAGGUUCAUCCUGGCAAUGAUCUUUUCUAUUGGUGGCCCUCAAUCAGUGACCGUGGUAAAAUGGUGGAUGCGGCACUAUGACAGUGCGACGGCCAAGAGGCAUUACGCCUUUUCCAACAGCCCCAGAGUUCUUAGGUUGAACAGAGGACGUCUUCAUAACCCUCCGUCCAAGAGGCAAGCCAUCAAAACAUGUGAGAAGUACAAAGACAAAACUGGGAAAACCAGAUUUAAGGGUACAAAGCACCUCCGUGCUACAGAGGUCUACCCCAUGCCCUUUGCCAGAGCGGUGGUGGACCUUAUCGAGGAAAUGAAGGCAUCCUCUCGAGGUCAACCUGAACUUGGUGACGCGGUGCCCCCAGCUACGACCACUUUGGCCAUGGAAUGGAAAAGUGACCAUGAAUUGUGGGAAUUUGUAGAGUUCGACCAGGUGUUCACGUAUUUACGGGGAUCAAAACGGUUGAACAUACCACCAGAGUUUCGACCAUUGAUUCCCAAAAAGAUUUAA